AUGUCGAUCAACAAUAUUGACAAGUGGAACCCAACUAGCACGGACGAUAUAGCACUCAAGAAAGCGCUGUUGACCCUCCAAAAAUCAACCGACUCUGUCUUACUUUCUCCGUGGGAUCAGAAAGAAGAAGAAAUACAAGAAAAGAGAUUUCUUCUCCAGAGCACAAGUUACUUUGCUGUCAAGGCCUACGUUCUGACGGGCAAGGAUUUCCCUGCCAACGACCAAGAGUUCAUAUCUCGGUUCCCUGAGAAGGCCUUCAAGCAGCUCUUGCCAAUUGAUGACCGCAUCUACAAAGAGACCAAGGAAGUGCUAGUCCGUGUGGGUUCUUCGUGUAGGGACUUCUAUGAUACGAAGCUACAGAACAUUGUGAAGGUUGGAUCUUUGGCCGUCGUUUGGAGCACGACUACCCUCGCACUGUUGAAAGAUAACCAAGGGCUGAACCUAUAUGCCCAUCUCAUGGUUCUCUCGGAGGUCAGGUAUAAAGACUCAUCUCAGCAUGAUGAGGCAUUCCGUGUAGCUCUGCUUGGAGCACGUAGGUCUCUGACGUUGCUGCAAAAAGAAGCGGAAGACGGCGCAAAGCGAGCCGAUGACCUUUUUAAGGAUUUGCAAAAAUUUCAAGACUACACCGAAAACCUGCGCCCCGACACGGAGAAGCUCAUCCAGAAGUACACUGCUGGUGACAAGCCAUACCUUAACUACCUUAACGAGCAGUACCAGAAGUUGAGCGAACUUCAAAGACCAAGACUCGAACAAUUUAAACGCAUCCACGAUGAGUGGAAAGCGCUCGGCGGAGAGGCUAUCGGGGAUGGCGUCGGCGGGCUCCAGCAGGAGGCUUUCAAAUCGCUCUGGGAAGAAUACGAGACACUCAAGCGGGACAAUGCGGACGAAGCCAUACUCAUAGAAUCUAUAAAUAACUUGGGCAACCAGUUCAAGGGCUUGAAAGAAAAGAUUCACGAAGCCAUCAAAGCGGUUGGAGUUCUCAGUCUCAUGUUCAACCAGCAGAGCGAUUCCUACAAGUUGAUUGUACAAUCACUCAGCGGGAUGAGCCACAUGGCGAACGAGGAAGACGCGGAAACACGACGUUUAUUCAUCAAGUCGCAGAUUGGGCCGACAUGCCUGAGACUAAAUGAGCUGCAAAAGGCAGCCGCAGGAUUUGUCACUGCUAUCCUCACCGAAAACAACUUGGGUUGA
Molecule: messenger RNA, 1191 nt
Organism: Pestalotiopsis fici W106-1
Lineage: Eukaryota; Fungi; Ascomycota; Sordariomycetes; Amphisphaeriales; Sporocadaceae
Exons: 4
Coding region: 1-1191 (396 amino acids)
Source: RefSeq, a predicted model, not a curated record